UGAUGAAAAACUGAUGGAUAGCCAGAUGCUUCUUAAUGAAACUAGCAAGCGUAACAUGUUUGAUGAUAACUUAUGGUUUUCCCUGUCCAAGCGACCAAACUACAGUCGGUUCACCCGUGUUCAGAGACUGUGGUCCAUUACCGCUCUCCUGUAUCUGUCGAUGGUGGCUUCAGCCAUGUUCUACAAUACCCCGGAUCAGGGCGGACGCGUCAUAGUACUUGGACCGCUUAAACUCAGCUACAAACAAUUUUAUGUUGGCUUCAUGUCUGCUGCAAUAGCAGUAAUACCGAGUCUUAUUAUCAUCAAUAUCUUCAAACAUCGACGAUUUAAGGGCGAGCAGGUGGUCCAGUUUUCCAGCAAAGGUGCACCGAAAAAGAAGCGGUGCUGUUGUGGAUGUUGUUUCAGGUGUUGUUCUGGCCCCACCUCGCUUCCCUGGUGGUUCAUCUUUUUCGGAUAUUCUCUAAUCGUGGCAUGUAUAGGGUCCGGUGGAUUCUUUACAUUCAUGUACUCCCUCGACUGGGGGACGGACCUAACUGUAGAGUGGCUGCUUGCCUUUUUCCUCGGAACGGUGGAGAGCGUCUUCGUCUUUGAACCUGUGAAGGCCAUCGCCUUGGCUGUGCUACUCGCGUGCUGCUGUUCCAGAAAUGCUCGGCAAACGCUGGCAGACCUACCUCUUCCAUCUGAGGAAGACGAGCAAGAAGAUGACUUUGACCUGGAACGACAUAUUAUCACCGUUGACCCCACAAUAGUCUGUCCCGAUGACGCCAAUGACGAUUGCUCCAUGGAAACCAAGCGACUGAAGCGCCGACUACAAUUGGACAAGAAGUUAUAUGCACUCGUUAAAAGCUGGGUAGUACAGUUUCUUUACGUCAUACUGGUCGCCUUCAUCUGCUCUCAAAACAUCGUGGAGAAUGCAUACCACCAAAAUACACAUCUCAAGGCAGCGUUAUCAUCAAAGACGCCGAACUCAACGGAAGACAUUUGGGACUGGAUUUCCAAUAAAUUUAUUCCAAAGAUAUAUCCAAAGAUAUACCUAAACGGCGAAGUACGUUUAUCAUACGUCCUGCGGUUCAUUGAUGACACCCAACACUUCCGGUUGGGUUUAUCAAGGAUACGGCAGGUCCGUGUGACCCCAAAAAGUCAACCCUUCGUAUUGCCGUGGUUUAAUUCACAACCGUGCUUUAUACCAAAAGUAAUGACGAGUUCUGUGACCAGAUGUCCAGUCAGUUAUGGCGACAAUACGGAGGCAACAGAUGACUACUGCAAAGGAUGGACACCGACCAAUCUGACAUGUUUUGACGAGAAUGAGGAAACGGAUUAUGCUUUUCUAUAUAACAACGCAUCUGUGACAAAGGCUAUGGAUUACAGGGGGACGUAUGGAACCUACGGCGGAGGGGGUUACUUCUUGGACCUAGGACCCAAACAGUCAAUUGCACUUCUUUACAUAGAAACUCUCAAAAACAACAAUUGGAUUGACGAGUACACCAGGGCGGUGUUCAUCGAAUCUAUGCUUUAUAAUCCUGAUUCAAAGCUUUUCUCCCACGUCAAAGUUGUUUUCGAACUGUCCUCCUUCGGAGAAAUCAGCAUUUUGCAUAGGAUCACCACAGCUAAUUUGUACCCUUUUCAAGAAUCAAUUGACUAUUUGGUGCUUGGAUUACAAGUUAUCUUUAUAUUGAUAAUAUUCAUCAAACUUGUUUUAAUAUUUGUGCGAGCACUCCGGAGCAGAUGUGGGCAUUUUCUGACAGUUAUGGGAUGGGUCAGUGUAUUUGAAGUUGCAUUCGGAAUUUGUGCUAUUGUCUUCUUCUGCAUUAGAGUUGACGAAACCAUCACAGCGAUAGAGAAAAUUUUCAAGAACCUUGGUUCGUUCGUGUCGUUUGAGACAGUGAAUAUGAUGGAUGAAUGGUACAAGGCGAGUAUCAGUGCCGUCUGCUUCAUAGCAACGCUUGAAUUACUGAAGCCUCUCUCCUUUAACUACUACAUGCAUUUAAUGAGAACGACAUUCAUCAUAGCCAGGCAUAAAAUUGCCGGAUUCGUUUUCAUCCUUUGUGUCCUGGUAUUUUCUUUCGCAUUACUCAUAAACCUCAUGUACGGCAAUGCGGAAGAGGAGUUUCACUCCAUAGGAACCUCUAUGAUGUCGCUGUUCCGGGUAACCAUAGGGAUGGUCAGUUUCCGCCAGGAUGUGCAUGUAGAGGAUGUAGGCAUCAUCUGUAUUUUUGCACUUUUUACUGUGAUGAUAACCAUGGUGACCAUCAAUUUAUUCAUCAGUACAUUGAACUUUGCAUUUUCGGACGCAACUAAUAUUAUCACUAAACCAGGAGAAUAUAGGUUUGAUAAACGACUAAAUGAACAUUUCUGGAACAAGUUUGACACCAUCGCGCAGGUAUUAACCGUGUCCAAAGUUCAUCCUGUCGGGGACAUCAAAGAAGCCGAAACGGAUCCCAUGGAUGAAAAGCUAACGAAGCUACAACAGAAGAUGGUGAGCCUUGUUAAAGAGGAUUUCUUCACACAAGCACAGUUUGUGAAAGGAUGUCUGAUCUGGACAGCAAAAAUCAUCAAAUCUAGGGAGCUACGCUGUAUAUCCCGACUUCUCGAGUCAGAAUCUCACUACCUGUACAUGGAUAAAUCCGGCAAAUUUGUGCUGAUGUUGAUGUAUGCCCAGGUACUAGAGGAAGAAGAAAUCCCAGUUAGAUACAUAAAGAAGGACGAGAUGAAUACAAGGGUUGGACCCCCGUCUGAUACCUACACUCACCUCCUGAGUGAUCUUUUCUUAUUUAAUGUUCCGGAAUCACUUUCGAAUCAGGGUCCAUUGGAUGUCAAAGUAGUCGACAGAGAAAUAAUUGACGAGUCGAAAGUGUCAUAUGGAGAGGUUUACCUCAUAGCAAGUUUCGACGGAGGCAAGACAUGGCAGCGAUAUUUAUCGCUUCAAUCUAAUCAGGAGAGUCCUUGUAUUGGCGUAAAAUUGAACACAUGUCCAAGUCAUGUAAUAGCUGCUAAAUGCGACCCAUGGAUGGCGCCUUCUGAGGCUGUUCGUGAUACGAUCGAGGCGCACGUCAUAUCCAGUCUGGGCGGCACGGUCAUCCUAAACAAGGACAAACGAGUUACUGUAAUAGUAGAUCCGAAUACGAGUGAAACAGCGUGCAAGUUGUCGUUCAUGUUUGAGGACAAGAAGCCAGCACCGAUAAUCUAUAUCAGAGUUUCUGAGGACAUAAAAUAUCCAGUGAAGCUGACGCUGCCGCAAACGGAGUUCCUAAAACCUCUGGAAAGUAAGAAAGGCAAACCACGGGAAUUUUACCUUAUGACAAGAGAUGGGAUCGCAGAAUGGGUAACAGGUUCGACACCUGUAAAGAAAAAUAACCUUGGGCACUUCUCAUUCAGAUUGGACAACCUUCGAUACGGCGUGUUAAAAUCUGUUACUGUUACACCAGAAGAGGAAAAGGAUUGAUGGACAUGUUGUCGAAAUAGAAGAUUCUGAUUGAUAGCAGACUGUGAUAUCUGUUACAAGUUACUUUUACAUGAACAUUGAUGAACCAGCAGCAGGUGUAGCAUUUUAUGUUCAAAUGGAGCUGUCCAUGAUACCAUGAACUCAAGUCUAUAACUUGUUAAAGAGAGAAGUCGUUGUAUAUGUCGUUUAACGCACACGCCAUGCAAAUUAUCAUCCAUCCCUUUUUUUAUCUACAGUAACUUACAGUGGCCAUAAGCUUUAGGAUAUAAUUACAGGAAAUUCUAUUUUUCACAUUGUAACAGUAUAAAUCCAAACUAAAGACUAUAUAUUUCCUAUGUUAUCAUUUAAAUUUAAUAUAUAUCCGCCAUCGACAACACUGCACUUCGACAGCAAGAGACUUUAUUACAUAUCUGGCGUCGACAGCAAUAGCCUUUAUACAUUGGUAUAUCCGACGGCAACAGCAAAAGACUUUAGCCGAAUUACAAAUACAUAUAUUGUUGGCGAAUAUAACGUAUCAUACAUCUUGCUUCCCUGCGAUGGUUGUACGAAUACAAUGUUACCGAAUGCAUCUUGCUUUCCCAUGACGUGUCUAGGAAUGCAAUGUUACCAAAAAUAACGCCGGAUACAUCUUGCUUUCCCCAUGACGUGCCAGGGAAUGCAAUUUUACCAAACUUGACGAUGGUUUCAUUUUGCUUAACCGUGACAUGCUUGCGAAUACAAUGUUACCAAUACAGUGAUACUGUAAAAAGAAAAGAUACCGCUCGCUUUCCCGUUAUGUGUGUUACUAAUGCAAUGUUACCUGAUAUGAGGAUUACUACUCCCUGAGAAGUGAACGAAUGCAAUGUAACAGAAAACGUUCGCCUCUCAUUGACUAUGUAUGACUACAAUGUUACCAAAUAUGACGUUUAAUCGAUGACGCCAGCAUCAGUGUAGGUUGAUAUUUUGUACACAGAGAUCGUCAGUUUAUGUUACAAACUGUUUGCAUAACUCUUCCAUUUCUGUUCUCAAUCAAAUGCUUGAUCACAAAGAUUUAUUUGGAUAUGUAGAUAUUGUCCUUAUUUUCAUCGUCAAUGUACUAUGAAAUCCAUAUUAUUUUCGUGGGGUUUUUAAUUCGUUGAUUCGUCGGUAAUCUUCUUCACGAAUACAAUGGUCCACGAAGUAAUUACAAGUUUGACAUAAAGCAAUUCUCUGUAUGAGCGGGUACCUGUUAUCCACGAAUUUGUGUACCUACGAAAUGGUAGUUUUUCGGAAAACCACGAAAUUCGAGUCCUACGAAAAUAUCUUAUUUAACAGUAUAUCGUAUGUCAUCGAUAAUUCCACAUAGGGAACUCAUCCUGUAAUGUAACUGUGUUGUUUAAACAUAACUUAUCAUUAUUUGUAAUACAUGCAUGGGUUACCUCCCUUUACAAUAUCUCAUAGUAAGACUCCUGGGACAGUGCACGUCAUCCUCAAUGUACCGGAGUUACGCUCACUUACGCUCUCUACGUCCCUGGAAUAUGUCAUAGCAAAAUUAAAGGCUCAGUGUACACCACCUUGUUAAUAAGACAAGAAGACUAGUUCAAACAUUUGAUGUAUAUCAAAAGAAUCUCGCGA
Mizuhopecten yessoensis (Yesso scallop) is the source of this 5035-nucleotide messenger RNA. Its product is annotated as polycystic kidney disease protein 1-like 2. Gene Ontology annotation, cellular component: membrane. The record is from RefSeq and is a predicted model, not a curated record. The coding region runs from base 14 to 3442 and encodes 1142 amino acids. NCBI's taxonomy places the organism in Eukaryota, Metazoa, Mollusca, Bivalvia, Pectinida, Pectinidae. The transcript is spliced from 16 exons. Gene Ontology annotation, biological process: detection of mechanical stimulus. Gene Ontology annotation, molecular function: calcium ion binding; calcium channel activity.